AUGGCAGAGGAUGAUCAAAUGGCUAAUGUGAAAUUCCAACCUGGCAAAAAGUUUGGAGAAUGGGUGAUCAAAAAACGGUUGGAUGAAGGUGGUUUCGGUCAGGUUUAUUUGGUGGAAAAUGGAAAAAAAGAGAAAGGCGCAUUGAAGGCGGAAUCGAAUGAAGUCGAAGGAGGAUCGGCUAUUAAACUUGAGACAAUGAUUUUGAAACAAUUGAACAAAAAUGGACCGGUUCCACAUAUUCCAACAGUUUAUCAUGCUGCGAAAAGGAACAAAUAUUGUGAGAACAACUUGGAAAUUAUUUAAAUUAACGAAAGCUUAAUUUUAGGUUAUAUGGUAAUGAUGCUACUCGGCGACAACUUGAAACAUCUCAAAACAGAUCAACCAAAAGAACGAUUCACACGUGGCACAUGGUCUCGUGUCGGAAUUCAAUGUCUAUACAGUUUGAAAUAUUUACAUGAUUGUGGUUUCAUUCAUCGUGACAUCAAACCGCAGAAUUUCGUAAUGGGACAUCCAGAAGACGGUGCACGAUCUCGUAUGGUUCAUAUUCUUGAUUUCGGAUUAGCUCGUCCGUUUGCCAGUUUUGAUGAAAAACGAAAAAAGUGGGUGGCGAGAAAAGCGAGAGGAAGUGCAGAAUUUCGUGGAACACUACGCUAUACUUCGCCAAAUGUUCAUUUACGGAAAGAGCAAGGAAGAGUCGACGAUGUUUGGUCGCUUCUUUUCGUUCUCAUCGAACUCAAUGGUGGACUUCCGUGGCAAACCGAAAAAGAACGUGACAAAGUGGAGCAGAUGAAAAUGUCGUUGGAUAAUAGAACAGUUAUGCAAAAUAUGCCAAUUUGUAUGGGCAACAUUUUGCCGCAUUUGCAUAGCUUGGACUAUUAUCAACGACCCGAUUAUCAUUUAUUUUUCAAAUCACUUUGGCAAGUUAUGCUAAAUGAGAAGAUAACACCAACUUCGAAAUAUGAUUGGGAGAGUCCGGAACAAGAGGAGAAUGCUGUGAGUUUGGAUAAGUUAGUAGGAAGGGAGGUAGAAAAUGAGAAAAUACUAUAUAGUUCUAAAAAGUGCUUAUUUUCAAUCCAGAAACAUUCCACCCUACUCACCCUGUACUUCCAAAAUUUUCAGAAAAAAUUCAAACCAGCUGACUGGGAAAAACCGGAAGGUCCCUACUUCUCAUCGGAUCCAAUUGGAAUCAAUGGACCACCGGAAGGCCCGGCUGCCAACUCGGAAAAUCCAAACAAUGAUGGAGGUUUGAAAAGUGGAGAGGAUAAAUCAAAAUCGAAUAGCAAGGUAAGUUGAAAAAAAAAUAAUUUUUCGCCUCAAGACCCAUUUUUUCUAGAUGUUUGGAAAGAAGAAUGAGUGAACUUUGGAUUUUUGCUUUAAUUUCAUUAGUGAAAUUUAUCAAUAAAAUAUUUCGGGUCUUGAGGCGAAUUUCGGUUUUCAUUUUUUUUUUAAUAUAAACCACGAAAACUUUCAGCCAGCAAAAAAUUGGUUACAAGUUUCGCCAUCACUUUUAUCAGUUCAAUCGAGCGGUGGAACCGUCAAAUUUACUAUGAAAAAUGAGCAUUUUGAGCCGAUAGUUUAUAAGGUGAAAAUUUCGAAUGUGGAAAACUAUCGAGUAAAUCCGGUUUUCGGAAUAAUUCAACCAAAAUCAUCGGCUGAGGUUGAAGUUGUUCGAACUGCGGGAGCUAUUAAAAUUGAUCGUAUUGUCGUUCAAUUUGGAAAUGUUACCAAAGGCGAAACAUCGACUGAUGCUCAAAAAGUAUUCAGUACAAUUAAGGACACUGAUCGAUUGACUGUUCCAAUUAGCGCGGUUAAUAAGUGA
This is a messenger RNA of Caenorhabditis angaria, 1819 nucleotides long. The record is from the annotation of a GenBank genome assembly. NCBI's taxonomy places the organism in Eukaryota, Metazoa, Nematoda, Chromadorea, Rhabditida, Rhabditidae.